This is a messenger RNA of Ornithodoros turicata, 989 nucleotides long. Its product is annotated as cytoplasmic dynein 2 intermediate chain 1-like. The annotation marks the transcript as partial. The record is from RefSeq and is a predicted model, not a curated record. Gene Ontology annotation, biological process: intraciliary transport. Lineage: Eukaryota; Metazoa; Arthropoda; Arachnida; Ixodida; Argasidae. Gene Ontology annotation, molecular function: dynein light chain binding; dynein heavy chain binding. Gene Ontology annotation, cellular component: cytoplasmic dynein complex. The transcript has 11 exons.
AAGUAACAGACGUAUGCGUAUCACCAGUAUCUCACAAUACGCUGUUGACAGUGCAUCAGCCGGCUAGCGAGGAUUUAGUGGGUGACAGUGCAUUGCUGGACAAUGGAAUUCUAUGCGUUUGGAAUCUGAACAACCCAUUGGAACCUGAAGAGGUUCUGGUAUCCAAUGCACUGCCGACUUGCACUGGCUGGAGUCCAGCUGGGAUGAGUGCAGUAUUUGCGGGAAUGGCUGACGGAUCACUGGCAAUCUGGGACCUGAGAGGGAGAUAUUCACUACAUAAAUCCUUAAUCGUCACAAGCAGAUUGCCACAUAGAGAAUGGCAGCUCAAACUGCCUUCUUACUCUACGGCGUCUGUGCUGGGCAGUGACAACCAUUUCAGCCCUGUGGUUUCUGUCCAAUCACCAGUACAAAGCACGAGGGAGCUUUCAUUACAAGGAUUUUCUGAAACUAGCGAAUCAUUCAUCGUACUGAGUCUCGAUGAAGAUGGAGUUAUCAUCGUAUGGACAGUAGUUGAAACAAACUCCAAUCCAGCGGGUUCCGACGACGAUUUGGGCAUUGCCCCAUUUGGAAGAUUGAGACUACUUCGGAGUUCUACAAUUCAGCUGCAGAAUGCUAUCCCCGUGGCUGGUCCACAUCUGGACGUUCUCAGGACGUUCGACAUGCAAGUGUCUCCGAUCCAACGCACGCAUAUUUUUGUAGCUACAAAUUUGGGGCUGGUUCUUCACUGUGCUCGUCACGGAGGAAGUGUCUCUCCAAAAUACUACAAAUCUAGACACGAAGAAACAAUUGCUCAAGUCAACUGCAUCGCAUUUUCUCCGCAUAAUCUACCCUUCUUCCUUGUGGGAUGCAGCAACGGAAGCUUACGACUGCAUUCAACGCACUGUGAAACGUCACUUAUGGAAUGGCAGAGUCCCACAGAAGAACCAGUGCACUCAGUACAAUGGAGCCCGAGUGAUCCGACUAAAUUCUUCAGUGUCGGUAGCGAUGGA